AUGCUAAAUUACGGGAGAGCAUAAAUCUUUUUCAUUUUAGGAUAAUUCGUGACUAUUCUUUUUUUCGGUCUUUUCACAAUUUAUGGCAAGGGAUCUGAUCCUAAAGGUUCUGCUGAUAGUGCGACUAAUUCAAGUCCAAGAUAAAUGGCUGAUAUUUACGCCAUGUUCUAGGAUGUCCAUAUUAUGAUCUUUAUCGGAUUCGGAUUCCUUAUGGUAUUUCUCAAAUCUCACAACUGGUCUUCAAUAGGGUAUAACUACCUCAUUGCAUGCUGGGCUAUCUAAAUAACAAUUUUAUGGAACCACUUUUGGGAGCAAGUCUCCAAAUAUUAUGAUAACUAGAACCAUUCCUUUGAAAAACUCAAUUUAAGUAUUUAAACCUUAUUGAAUGGUGAUUACGGGGCAGCAGCGGUUCUGAUAACUUUUGGAGCUAUCCUUGGCAAAUGCAGCCUCUUUCAAUUAUUUGGUAUAGCAUCAAUUGAAGUUAUACUUUACGCACUAAAUCGAGCAAUUAUCCUCAACAUAUUCAAAGCUGAAGAUAUUGGAGGUACUAUGACUAUUCAUGUAUUCGGAGCAUUCUUCGGUCUAGCUUGCUAGUUUUUCUACCAUGUUAGAAAUGCAUGUAAAGAUGAGAGAAAGCUAGAUUGCGGUAAUUACUUAUCAGAUAUCAUCUCAAUGACUGGCACUCUUUUCUUGUUUGUUUAUUGGCCAUCAUUUAAUGCUGCUGAACUAAUCGGAUCUAGUUAAUAAAGAGCUGUAAUUAACACAUAUCUCUCUAUAUCAACUAGUGUUAUAUCUGCUAUUGUCUGGUCUAAGAUUUUAAAGAAUGGAAAAUUAGACAUGGAGAUUAUACUUAAUGCGUCUUUAGCAGGAGGAGUCGCUAUGGGAUGCAACUCAAAUAUUAUUGUUUUACCUUUUGGCUCGAUGCUUGUUGGUAUUGGAGCAGGAACAGUAGCUUCUCUCGGAUUUGGAAUAAUCCAGCCUCUGUUAAGAAGAAAGCAAUUAGUUCAUGAUACUUGCGGUAUUCUUAACCUUCAUGCAAUGCCAGGAAUAGUUGGAGGUAUAGUUUCAGCUAUUGUUGCUUCAAGAGCCAGAGAUAACUUUGGUGCUAAUUAUGGAAAUAUCUUUUUAUUUGAUAAUGAGGCAUAUAGAACUGCUUCAUAGUAAGCAGGUUAUUAGCUAGCUGCUUUAGGACUCUCUAUCGGGUUAGGAGUAUUCGGUGGUUUAUUGACAGGACUUAUUACAUCAACAUAAUUCUUUCAACCUCCACCAAAGGAGUUACUUUUUGAUGACACUUUUCACUGGCAUGAAUGUGAGAUAGACCAUCAAACAUUGAGAUCUCUAUUCGAAAUCGGCAAAAAGAUUCUUGAAGAAGCCUCAGAUUCUUCAAGGUAGAUCUAAAGAAAAAGAAUUGAUCACUCAUUGGUUAUAAUGGAUCCCUAAACUAUUGCAGAUGACUAAGACCUGGACAUUCUUAACUUGCACAGAAAUAAAAAGAUUAACUGA
Messenger RNA from Stylonychia lemnae, 1503 nucleotides. NCBI's taxonomy places the organism in Eukaryota, Ciliophora, Spirotrichea, Sporadotrichida, Oxytrichidae. The record is from the annotation of a GenBank genome assembly.